AUGGCAGGAACUAUGGAAGACCAGCUGCUGCAGCUGCUGGCGGAUACACAGCUUCCCGCCGAGGGACCGCGCAAGCAGGCGGAGGAGCAUCUGCAGCACGCGCAGAGCAAUCCCGCAUUUCCUGGAAGUUUGGCCGCUAUUGCAACCCACUCGAGCGUAAGCGGGGAGAUCAGACAGGCCGCGUUGCUGCUAUUGAGGACCUUUGUGGAGAAGAAUUGGAGUGGGGAGAACGAGGACGGUGUGGUCGUGCCCAUUAGUGACCAGACCAAGGAGCAACUGAGGAUACAGAUGCUGGAAUUGGCAACAAGUGGUGAUGCGGAUAGGAAAAUUAAGAGCGCAGCUAGUUACGUUGUGAGCAAAAUCGCAAAUGUCGACUUUCCAGACCAAUGGCCAAAUCUUCUCCCAGCUCUCCUUCACCUCAUCCCAAAUGCUACCGAUUUCCAAUUACACGGGGCACUCAAAGUGCUUUCAGAUCUCGUCGAUGAUUCCCUCAGUGAAGACCAGUUCUUUGCAGUAGCACGCGACAUUGUCAAGGUUGUCUACGAUGUGGCUGUCAGUGAAACCCGAAAACCACUCCUGCGUGCUCUUGCAGUUUCCGUUUUCCGUGGCACAUUUGAUAUUAUGGAUAUGGUGAAGGACGAACAUGGACCGGAAGUCAAGGGUUUUGCAGAUGAAGCUUUGACAGCCUGGUCCCCAUUCUUUAUGGAAGUUAUGAAGAAGUCAUUGCCUGCUAGACCAAAGGGCGGAGACGAGGGAUAUGAGAGCGGUAGAGAAGAUAAGCCGGACGCCUGGAGAGGUAUAAUCGCCCUCAAGCUGCAAGUUGUCAAGACUUUGAUGAAGAUUCGUUCUGUCUUCCCACAGCUACUACUACCGCAAAGUCCAGUUCUGUUUAGUGCGACCUGGGAAGAGCUUUCGAUCCUCCAAAGUUCAUACAAGGAUAUGUACGUGGAUAACGACGAGCAAGGACGUCUGGAAGAUGCUGACGGAUUGCCGUAUACUUUGGACUUUUUGGUUCUGGAAGAGCUUGACUUUUUGCAAUCAUGUCUGAGAGCGCCUCCUGUCCAGAAGGAGCUCGAGUCGCAAAUACAACAACACUCGGGAGUUUCAGCAACACCUUGGGUGAUGGAUGUUAUGAAGUUGGCUGUUGGAUAUGCACAGAUCCCCAAGGAAGAGGAAGAUCUUUGGGAUAUUGACGUGAAUCUCUUUUUGGCAGAGGAGACAUCUGUCACCGCGAAUUAUACGGCGCGUACAGCUUGCGGCGACUUACUCAUCAAACUCGGGGAAUGGCUUCACCAAGGAGCUCUCGAAGGCCUUCUGGCCUAUACACAAGUCCUCUUUGCAUCCGAGGGUGCAACAUGGAGGACCAGAGAAGCUUCUUUGUUUCUCUUGACCCAACUCAUGAACGAUUUCUUGGAUGUAGACAAGACGGUUCAACCCGAGGUUGCUGGUGCUUACUUGGGAUUGAUCGAUUACGCUAUCAAUAGAGAGGAUGAGCACCUUCUCCGUGCUCGAGGAUAUUUGGUGGCGGGUAUCCUUGUCCAAAGUCUCCCAGAUGUCGCUCUUGGUUUGCUUGACCGCACCAUUAAGAGUGUGAACCAUGACGAGGCCGAAGUCGUCAAGGUUUCUUGCAUCAAAGCUCUUCAGGGAUUUAUCAAGGCGCGCACUGUUCCGGCUGAUCGUCAGCUUCCGAUCGUUGCAUCGAUCUCGGAGUUUUUGUACGCAAAGGACCUCACGGAUCUCGAAGAUGCAGACGACCUUCUUGUUACAUUGGUCGAAUCAUUACGCGCUGCCAUUGGACUUGAUUCAAGGAUCACCAUCGAAGGCGACAGUGGAGCACUUGAUCUACUCUUCGUUCUUGCCAAGCAUGGAGCAUCAAACUUCAUGUUGACCAUGUUGGUCAGUGAAACAUUCGAGGAGAUUGUUGGCGCCUUGGCUGGUGGAGAUUCAUACACUGUAUUGUGUGCAAAGGUUUUGCCAUCCCUGACUGGGGCAUUUGAUGUCGGAAAUAUGACGGGUGAUAAUCCGUUGAUUGAGCUUGCCACCGAAUUACUCGCAGUCCUCACCGAGAAUGGUUCAGAGCCUCUGCCACCAGGAUAUGUGGCAGCAGCUCUGCCUAAGCUCAACCGACUGCUCAUGGCUACUACUGAGGGAGGUGUUCUACGGCCAGGUGUUGAGGCAAUCAAAUUCAUGCUCAUGCACGGCCAUCAACAAGUCUUCGCAUGGCACGACGAUUCGAAUAGGUCCGGUCUUGAAGUCUGCUUGAUUAUCAUCGACAAGCUUCUUGGCCCCACAAUCGAGGACAAUGCUGCUUCAGAAGUUGGCGGUCUUGCAGCAGAACUCGUCGAGAAAGCUGGCCAAGAGCGUCUUGGUCCUUAUUUGGAGCAGCUGUUGCGAGCUGUUGCUUCACGGUUGGCCACUGCUGAAGCCGCACCAUUCAUCCAAUCUCUCAUUCUGGUCUUCGCCCGCCUGUCUUUGGUCGGUGCCCACGACGUUGUUGAGUUCUUGUCACAGAUUGAGAUCAAUGGCCAAAAUGGACUCCAAGUUGUACUCAGCAAAUGGCUCGAAAACUCGAUCAACUUUGCCGGAUACGAUGAGAUUCGUCAAAAUGUCAUCGCCUUGUCCAAAGUCUUUACUCUCAACGACCCACGAGUCGUCCAAACAAUGGUAAAGGGCGAUUUGAUCGUCCCAGUCAGUGAUCGAAUUAUGACCCGCUCAAAAGCCAAACUCAAUCCCGACCAAUUCACCAUCAUCCCUGCCCCCCUAAAAAUCCUUAAAGUCCUCAUCGAAGAGCUCCUAUCCGCCUCGGGAAUGGCGAACGCCGCGACAGCCGCCCAAGCAGCCGCCGAGUACGCCGACGAAGGGGCCUCCGACGACGGUUGGGAAGACGUGCCUUCCACUCUCGACCUCGGUCUCGGGACGACAAAAGCCGAACUCAUGGCGUACGGCGAAGGACAAGGCAGUUUCAUGCGACAGAGAGAUGACGAGACGCAAGCUUAUCUGACGGAGUUUUUUAUCCGCGCUGGGAGAGAGAACAUUGCGGAUUUCAAUGGGUUGUAUGAGGCUUUGAGUGGAGAGGAGAAGGGGAAGCUGCAGGAGUUGGCGCAGGGUGCUUGA
Molecule: messenger RNA, 3114 nt
Organism: Hyaloscypha bicolor E
Lineage: Eukaryota; Fungi; Ascomycota; Leotiomycetes; Helotiales; Hyaloscyphaceae
Product: ARM repeat-containing protein
Exons: 4
Coding region: 1-3114 (1037 amino acids)
Biological process (GO): protein import into nucleus
Cellular component (GO): nuclear envelope; cytosol
Molecular function (GO): small GTPase binding
Source: RefSeq, a predicted model, not a curated record